UUUAUUGUUUUCCUUCUCCAUCCUGACAUCUGCUGGGUUUUGAUUCAUAACGAUUCAGAGAGACAGAGAGAGAGAGAAGAUAGAUAUUGAGUGAGAGAAAGAGAGAGAAAGAGACUCAUACAGAGUCACAUACUUUUCACUGUCUUAUUUUUGAGUUAAAACAGAAAAAAAUUAGAUCAAAACAAUAAUGUUGGUUAAUUGUGUAAGAUGAGGGAAAUGUAAAAUAAAUGUAAUGUAACUGUAACCAGUUUUUUAGCUAAAAAAUAUCAAGUAACGGUCAUGGGAGAUAAUCACGGUGUCAAUGGCAAGCCAAAGAUCAAAUUUAGCCAUCCAACAACCUUUCUUGCUGCCUGUGCUUGUAAUGAUUUAAAUGAAUGUGAACGCUUACUAUCACAGAAUAUGGUCAAUAUUAAUUGUACCAAUGUGGACGGGUUAACAGCAUUACACCAAGCCUGUAUCGAUGAUAAUAUAAAAAUGGUUCGGUUCCUCUUGGAUCAUGGAGCUGACAUUAAUUGUUGUGAUCAUGAGGGUUGGACACCUUUACAUGCGACAGCAUCUUGUGGUAAUGAAGCCAUUGCUAGUUUAUUAUUAGAAAGAGGUGCUGAUCCAAGGAUUAUUAAUUAUGACGGUGAAUUGGCUUGUGAUAUCACAGAUAGCCUUGCCAUCAAGGAGAUGAUUGACAAAAAAUUAAGAGAACUAGGUGUAACUGAUGUGGAUACUCUUCGACAACAAGAACAUAUCUGUAUGUUAAGUGAUGUCAAUAAUUGGCUUAAAACUCAAGUUGUUGAUGACAAACCUCAUCCUAGAUCAGGAGCUACGAUACUUCAUGUAGCCGCUGCUAAAGGUUACAUCGAUGUUUUGGGUACUCUACUCAAUAAUCGCAUUAUUCGUAGUCAAUUAGACAUUGAUGCUAGAGAUAAUGAAGGAUGGACUCCGUUGGCAGCUGCCUGUUAUUGGCAGAAACCCGGAGCUGUACAGUUACUUAUUUUACAUGGAGCUGAUGUAAAUGCUGAAACUGACGCAGGUCAACGUUUACAGGAUCUAACAGACCAUGAUCUAAUAGCACAGCUUAUCGAGGAGAAACGUCGUAAGCUUGCUGAAGAGCAAAAACUCAGAGAGCAAAUGAGAUCUGCUGUAUCCCAAUCUAAAGUGCCUCCUUCACCACCUUCUGCACCAACUCCUCCUACGGAAAGUGAAACUCAAAGAAAAGCUCACGCUAAGCGAGUCCGAGAAACUAGAAGAUCAACGCAAGGUGUUUCAGCGGAGGAUGUCAAGCAAGCCAAAGAGCAGUUCAUGAUAUCUUCAUCUAUACCGGCUUCACCGGCUGUAACUAAUUCGCCUAUUUCGAUUCCAAAGACAACAACAGCAACAACCACAAUAUCAACGACACCAACGACACCGACGACACCGACGAUAACCUUCAAUAAUAAUAACACUAUGUCAUUGACAGCAAUUUCAUCGAUUGCACCGUCACCACUUAAUUCGUCCAGUUAUAAUAAUCUGGUUACUAACACCCCAACCAACAAUAAUAAUAACAAUAAUCCAUUAACAAAAUCGGAUGACCAGCAAUCUAGACCAGUCCGUUGUCGUUUACCUCCAUCACCUCCAACACCUCCAUCAGUGUCACAAUCAGAUUUUAAAUCAGUAGAUCAAAUAGACAGUAGUGACAUUAGCUCUAGUAGUAGUAAUAAGAAUAAUAGUAAUAAUAAUAGUAAUGUUAAUAGUAGUAGCAGUAAUGUAAAAGAUUUUCGUAAACUCUAUGAAACAUUAGUCAAGGAAAUGGAAAGCUUGAAAAAAGAAAUCUUACGUAAAGAACAUGAAUGGAAUAGAGAGAAACGGGCUCUUCAGCGUAAGCUCAGUGAGCUUGAAGAAGAAAUUAAACAGUUGGAAGCCUUCAAGAGUGACAAUAAAAGACUCAAAGACGAGAAUGGUGCUUUAAUUCGAGUAAUCAGUAAAUUGUCUAAAUGAAUCCAACAACAAUCACAACUAUGUAAAUCUAUAACUUCAUCCAUCCAGUAAAACCGGUUGAUCACGGCAUCGAUGUGAAACAAAAUUAAAAACAAAUUUUACUGUAACAAUAUUUGGAGCGUUCGGAAAAAAACAAAACUUUAACAGAGGUUAAGAUGCAAUUUAUCUGCGCCUAAAGAAGUUGGUAUGCAUCAUGAUUUAUCUAGUUUAACAAGUUUAGUUGUUGAUGAACUAGUGGCCAAUAUCUUAAGAAAAGCAUCAAUAAUUAAACAAACUAAAGGCUUAUGGUUAAUUCGUCCAAGCUUGCUCUGAAUUGAUAUCUGAACAACCCUAAACCGUUUUUAAACAGCUUCAACCAACAGCAUUAUUAACACGAUCUCGCUCUGUUGAAUCCAUUGAAAUACGCUUCAUUGUAACUAAUCCUUCCAAGGUUUGUCCAUCACAACGCACUUGUUUUAUCAACAUUAUCAGGAAUGUAUCCCAACAAUUAGAGGAUGAAUUAAACCAGAAUCAUCAACCGGAAGAUCAAAGAUUCUUUCGAAGCUGUUAUUUCCGGCAAAAGUUUUGAGACUAUUAAAUAUCUUCGGUGCAAGUACAUCUUUUUUUUUGUUGUUUCCAAUGAUUGAUAAUGUUGAUCCACUUUGACAAGUCUUCUCAAUUAACACAACUAGAAAACGAAAAAAUAAAUAGCAACGGCGAUUCGACAUUAACCCAAUAUGCAAUCAAAUGUAGAAGUUUUUGAUGAUGAUGAGAAUAAAUUGUCCAUGUUGACCAUUAAACGUAAAUUUAUGCUACAA
Tetranychus urticae (two-spotted spider mite) is the source of this 2765-nucleotide messenger RNA. RefSeq lists its product as uncharacterized. NCBI's taxonomy places the organism in Eukaryota, Metazoa, Arthropoda, Arachnida, Trombidiformes, Tetranychidae. Gene Ontology annotation, cellular component: cytoplasm. The record is from RefSeq and is a predicted model, not a curated record. Gene Ontology annotation, molecular function: protein kinase binding; phosphatase regulator activity; enzyme inhibitor activity.